Enterospora canceri is the source of this 150-nucleotide messenger RNA. The record is from the annotation of a GenBank genome assembly. NCBI's taxonomy places the organism in Eukaryota, Fungi, Microsporidia, Enterocytozoonidae.
AUGCAAAUCGGUUUUUUAAUUAUGACGCUGUUAAGACAAAAAACACUUGGCAGGGUGUUUAUUUGUUGCGUUAACAUUCACAUUCUCUUCUCUCCAAAGUUUUCUCAUGGGGGAUUAUUUUUUUUGUUUNUCUGGUUGGACCAUGGGUAA